Molecule: messenger RNA, 1131 nt
Organism: Didymella exigua CBS 183.55
Lineage: Eukaryota; Fungi; Ascomycota; Dothideomycetes; Pleosporales; Didymellaceae
Exons: 1
Coding region: 344-919 (191 amino acids)
Source: RefSeq, a predicted model, not a curated record
AGGAUUGGAUCGUUGCCUUCAAAGUUUAGUUGCUCGUUCUUUGCUCCUCGCCACUCUCGCUGGCUUAAUCGAGAUGCUUGUCGUGCGGUAUGAUAGUCGGUCUCACAACGCAGCACAAGUGGAUCUCGGCCAAAUUCCUGCUUGCUAGCCAGGCCGACUUUCUUUCGGUGAAGAAAGUACCUCGGCCCAUCGCAGCUUCCGCAAUUACAGUUAACACCCCACCACAGCUGGUACAUCAGUCCACGUCUCAAUUGCAACUGCUUCGUUGCUUACAAUUCAAAACAAUUGACCUGCACCCGGCACUGCCAAGCAAACCAUCAACGCAUCUAUCCCGCCCUCCACCAUGUCCAACCCCAUCAACUACAGUUUCUACGGCACGACCGUCCCUGUGCUGCGCAGCAUCUUCUCAGCUGCCAUCAGCAUAGUUCGCACUGCCAAAGAUGAGCAGUCAAAGGGGGGUCUUCCCUCCGAGCAGGAAGUCCUCGACUCCACCCUCGGCGACAUGUUGCCCUUCCGCAUGCAGCCCAUCCUCCUGGCCAAGUUCUCCCUCGCGGGCCUCGACUACCUGAAGCUGCCCAAAGCCGAAGUCCCCGCGUUCAACCCCGCGUUCAAGACGCUCGACGAGGUGAUUACGUUCUUCGAGGGCGCGCAGAAGGCGCUCGACAGCAUCGAUGAGGCCGAGUACACCGCCGCCGCCGCCAAGAGCUGCGACAUUGCCUUUGGCCCUGGAAGACCCACCCUGAGCAUGACGGCUCUUGACGACUAUUUCCACAACUUUGUCAUCCCCAACUCGUACUUCCACCUCAACACCAUGUACAUGCUCCUCAGAAACGCAGGGUUCAAGCUGGGCAAGAGCGUCUAUAUUGGAUCCUUCAUGAGCGAGCAGCAGAAGAAGGACUGGGCUCCUCUGAGCCAGUAAAGCAUGCUCGUGUCCAGUCAAGAGGAUGACGCGACGUGGUCAAAAGAUACGAAAUAUCGAUGGCGUGCUAGAAUGAAUAGAGCUUCGCCCACAACGCAUUUCUCUCAAAGUACGACAUGUUGAACAGGUUUAAUUUGCUAGCAGCUGCGCAUGAAGAGCGUGACAUGUGUACCUACUAACGUAGUGUCAUCAACGCUCGUGGACAGCAAGAC